Molecule: messenger RNA, 1497 nt
Organism: Peromyscus californicus insignis
Lineage: Eukaryota; Metazoa; Chordata; Mammalia; Rodentia; Cricetidae
Gene: Evx1
Product: even-skipped homeobox 1
Exons: 3
Coding region: 265-1488 (407 amino acids)
Biological process (GO): regulation of transcription by RNA polymerase II
Cellular component (GO): nucleus
Molecular function (GO): RNA polymerase II cis-regulatory region sequence-specific DNA binding; DNA-binding transcription factor activity, RNA polymerase II-specific
Source: RefSeq, a predicted model, not a curated record
AGGAUGACAGCUUAGAAAGAAGAGGGCAAUGGGGCUUCCUCCCAGAGGCGGUGCGGCACAGAGGAGCUCUCGCAUCACAAGGUGACCCUAGCUCCCCACUGCCAUCUCCGCGGUCGCCGUCGACAGCGCGCUGGGGCUACUCGGCGCCCUCCCAGUCUCCUGGCCUCUUUAGCUCCUUUUCUCAGCCAAGAUCCCAGGGAGCCUGGGGUUAGGAGCUUACUUGGGGGCUUCCCCCCUCCCGCCCCCCCUCCGGAGAGCCCGGGGAUGGAGAGCCGAAAGGACAUGGUUAUGUUUCUGGAUGGGGGUCAGCUUGGCACUCUGGUUGGUAAGAGGGUCUCUAAUUUGUCCGAAGCCGUGAGCAGCCCGCUGCCUGAACCGCCAGAGAAGAUGGUGCCCCACGCUUGCCUGAGCCCGCGAGCCGGCCCUCCGACUGCCCGGGAGCGUGGCGGGGGAGGCCCGGAGGAGGAGCCGGUCGAUGGACUAGCAGGCAGUGCUGCAGGGCUGGGCGCCGAGCCACGGUCUGCAGGAGCGGCCGUGCUUGGUCCAGGACCCCCAGUCUCCUCCGCGGACAGCCUCUCUGGCCAAGGGCAACCCAGUAGCUCAGACACCGAAUCGGAUUUCUAUGAAGAAAUCGAGGUGAGCUGCACCCCGGACUGCGCCACCGGGAACGCCGAGUACCAGCACAGCAAAGGGUCAGGCUCCGACGCACUGGGCGGCAGUCCUAACAGUGGCAGCGAGGUCCCCAAAAGCAACGGUAGCAGCGGCAGCGGCGGCUCCCAAGGCACCCUGGCCUGCAGUGCUAGUGACCAGAUGCGCCGAUACCGCACUGCCUUCACCCGGGAGCAGAUCGCGCGGCUGGAGAAGGAGUUCUACCGAGAGAACUACGUAUCAAGGCCGAGGAGAUGCGAGCUGGCUGCAGCCCUAAACCUUCCUGAAACUACCAUCAAGGUGUGGUUUCAGAACCGACGCAUGAAGGACAAGCGUCAGCGGCUGGCCAUGACGUGGCCGCACCCGGCGGACCCCGCCUUCUACACGUACAUGAUGAGCCACGCGGCGGCCGCGGGCGGCUUGCCCUAUCCCUUCCCGUCGCACCUGCCCCUGCCCUACUACUCGCCGGUGGGCCUGGGCGCAGCAUCCGCGGCCUCGGCCGCCGCUUCGCCCUUCAGUGGCCCGCUGCGCCCGCUUGACACGUUCCGCGUGCUGUCGCAGCCCUACCCGCGACCCGAACUGCUGUGCGCCUUCCGCCACCCACCGCUCUACCCCGGCCCAGCGCACGGACUGGGCGCCUCGGCCGGCGGCCCCUGCUCCUGCCUUGCCUGCCACAGCAGCCCGGCCAAUGGGCUGGCCCCGCGGGCCGCCGCAGCCUCGGACUUCACUUGUGCCUCCACCUCCCGCUCGGACUCCUUCCUCACGUUCGCCCCCUCCGUGCUCAGCAAGGCCUCCUCGGUGGCGUUGGACCAGAGAGAGGAGGUGCCCCUCACCAGAUAAGGGGUUGCC